GGAAACACAUAACCUAGCCAUCUCCAACUGCACCCAAGUUUAAGGUUUGAUACUUAGAACCCCUUUGCGCCGCAGGUGAACUGGACCCUGAGAUUGGCUCUUGACCCGAUUAGACUCCAUCCGCCGCGCGGACCAGGACGGGAUCCCACCUCUGGACUUUCUCUUUCUUUGACCGCUGCACAAAACAGCGUCCGGCACUGCUGCGCGCUGCCUGUGCCAACCAAAAGAGGGACCCGUCGAGCACCGACCCGUUACCUACGUACCUCUACAUACCCGAGUCCACCACUCAGCCUCAACCAAACCUAACCAUCCCCCCCCCCGUCGGUCCUGCUAGAGGUAGCCAAGAGAACACCAACAGACUAGCGAAACGACAAACACUCGCAUCAUCAAGAGCCGCGCCGAAGAGCGGCUUCCCACCACCCCCCAGACGACGACGACAACGAAGGACGGACCUCCACGUUCGGGACAAUUGAUCGACCAGGCUACUACCUCUACUAGUCGGCCUUACCCUUUCCUCUGAAACACAGGCUACACCCAGGCCUACCGAAUCCCCAAUCCGCAAUCCUAAUCCCCACGUGUUACCGCGAAACCGAAAUUAUUUCAAUUCCCCCUGUCCGCGAAAACACGGGGAAAUAAUACCAGUGCACAUACGCCCAAACUCGGCCGACCACAUUCGCUUCGUGCCGCCCAAUCAUCACAUCAGAAACAGUCCCCGAUAAAGAAAAAAAAAACGAAGAAGAAGAAGAAGAUGGCAUCAACAUCAGGCUUGACCCGGCGCAGGGGCGCGGGAGGAGGCAGCAGCGACGUCGGCGGCGGCGGCGGCGGCGGCGGCGCUUCCGACACGAGGGACGUUGGGCCCGACACGAGCUACGAGACGGGCGAGAACGGACACAGGAUUGCCUUCGAUCCCCGCGACCUGAGCGAGAGCGCAGAGAGGAGCAAGCAACCCAAGCUAACGCUGAUGGAGGAGGUCUUAUUGCUUGGCAUCAAGGAUCGCGAGGGCUACCUUUCGUUCUGGAACGACAACAUCUCCUAUGCUCUUCGUGGAUGCAUUGUUCUCGAGCUGGCCUUCCGCGGCCGCAUCAGUAUGCAAAAAGACUCUUCCCGGCGGCGCUUCCCCCUGGCGGACCGAAUCAUCGAAGUCAUUGACGACACUCUAACGGGCGAGGUGUUGCUGGACGAGGCCCUGAAGAUGAUGAAGACGAGCGAGAAGAUGAGCGUCAGCUCCUGGAUUGACUUGAUGAGCGGCGAAACCUGGAACCUCAUGAAAAUCGGCUACCAACUGAAACAAGUCCGCGAGCGGCUCGCAAAGGGUCUGGUCGACAAGGGCAUCCUGCGCACGGAAAAGCGCAAUUUCCUACUGUUCGACAUGGCCACACACCCCGUCGUCGAGGGCGCCGCCAAGGAGGACAUCCGACGGCGUGUGCGCAACGUGCUGACGCAGCGCACCGUCGUGCUCACCCCGACCCAGUACCUGCCCGAGGACCUCGAGUUCCGGUACGUGCGGACAAUCGCCAUGGUGUGCGCGGCGCACGCAGCCAACGUGCUCGAGAACGCGCUGAGUACCCUCGGCCACGAGGCGAGGGAAAACGCCUUUUCCAUGGCGGACGAGCUGUUGCUGCAGUACAGCCAGUGGCCGUUUGCGGCGAGGCCGUUGCCUGGUGGGAAUGGUGGUGUGGGGGCGAACUUGCCGCAAGUUAUUAAUGAGGAGGUCAACAAAGCAAAGGACAAGGAACUCCAGCUCGAAGUCGUGGCGGCUUGCUUGAGCGUAUUCACUCGCCUUGACUCCCUGCUCUAAAUGGCGCACGGCGGGAAUUGUGAGAAAGCAAACAGCCCAGCCAUUGAGGACAAGCGUGGGAGACACCCCGAAAAGCGAGAAUGAUGAUGAUGUGUUGUGCUGAGUGAGUGAAAGUCGGGGGAAGGAAGCCUUUUCACGAUUACACUACGAACAAGGGGUGGUGGGUGGGCGCUGGGUCUUCGAGCGAGCGAGCGGGCAAGGGGUCAGUCAAGGCCGGCCUUCCUGAUCCAACAACACGGAGGACGCAGCGCAUUUUACCUGAUUCACUCUAUCACACCAGCGAAGCAACCGCGCAGAAGGGCCUACUAUUUUACUUAAUAUCUUCACCUCGUCUCCUUGUAUGGUAGGGUAGGUAUGAUGAUGAACAUUUUUUUUAAUUUCCCUCUUUUGGUCUCCCACUUACUACUCUCUUCGAGGUCGAAUAGGAGGAGGACGGGUUGGAGAUGGUAAGAGGCUUGGGUUUUACUUGGAGGAUAUGAGAGGAUUGGUGUGGAUAGGUGGGCAGAUACCGAUGGACAAUGAGGCGAAGCGAAGAUGCGAAAAUCAAAAAAGAACGGAAAAAAGAAAAAUAUGACAAUGAAGGGAUGAGUGCGUCGACCGGGGCGAAAGCGUAGUGUAGUGGUCUCACACAUUGAUUGAUGCUGCACGUUUUCUGUACGUCUACUACACCUCUUACUUUAUCAUGGAAGUAAUGGAAUAUGAACAGGAUUAGGUUAGAGAAAGACGGUGGCGGUAACCCCAUGGCAACCAAAAUAGCUAAAUUUUCAGUGAUGGGUACGAAAAAAAAGGCAUAUGCUUUGUUCAGUCG
Molecule: messenger RNA, 2606 nt
Organism: Neurospora crassa OR74A
Lineage: Eukaryota; Fungi; Ascomycota; Sordariomycetes; Sordariales; Sordariaceae
Product: vacuolar protein sorting-associated protein 74
Exons: 4
Coding region: 749-1798 (349 amino acids)
Biological process (GO): retrograde vesicle-mediated transport, Golgi to endoplasmic reticulum; Golgi organization; Golgi to plasma membrane protein transport
Cellular component (GO): trans-Golgi network; Golgi cisterna; cytosol
Molecular function (GO): phosphatidylinositol-4-phosphate binding
Source: RefSeq, a predicted model, not a curated record